Molecule: messenger RNA, 1564 nt
Organism: Magnolia sinica
Lineage: Eukaryota; Viridiplantae; Streptophyta; Magnoliopsida; Magnoliales; Magnoliaceae
Product: B-box zinc finger protein 24-like
Exons: 3
Coding region: 358-1077 (239 amino acids)
Biological process (GO): photomorphogenesis; regulation of DNA-templated transcription
Cellular component (GO): nucleus
Molecular function (GO): zinc ion binding
Source: RefSeq, a predicted model, not a curated record
GCACAAAAAAAAUGAGAUGUGAGAAUCUAGACUCUUAUCAUCUCUCUCUCCUCCUCUCAGCCAAUCACUUCACUCUUUCUAGAUUUUCUUCCCUCACUUCCAUUUUUUCUUUCCACAGAUUUCUUCAAUUCUCUUCUCUUUUUAUUUUCAUUUCUCUCUCUUUAUCACCUUUUCCAUAGCAUUGCCAUCUCCUGAAUUAGAGAAUCUCUCUCUCUCUCAUAUUCUACAUAUUACUCGAAAAAUUUGAUUUUCUAAGCUGAAAAUCAUUGAAUUUUGCUAAUUUUACCACAUGGGUAUCUCUAAAAAUCACUAAAAAAGCUAAAAAUAUUUUAAAAAAAUCAGCCGAAGAUAAUUAAGAUGAAGAUCCAAUGCGACGUAUGCGAAAAAGCGCCAGCGACGGUGAUUUGCUGCGCCGAUGAAGCCGCUCUAUGCGCGAAUUGCGAUAUCGAAGUCCAUGAAGCCAACAAGCUUGCAAGCAAACACCAAAGGCUUCUUCUUGAAUGCCUUUCUAAUAAGCUUCCACGCUGCGAUAUUUGCCAGGAGAAGGCAGCCUUCAUCUUCUGUGUCGAAGAUCGGGCCCUUUUCUGUCGGGAUUGUGAUGAGCCGAUCCACUCGCCGGGCAGUCUUUCCGGCAACCAUCAACGCCUGCUCGCGACCGGAAUACGUGUGGCUUUGAGCGCCGCGUGUGCCAAAGAAGCUGAGUCAGGCUGUUCCGAGCCACCAAAUCAUAACUCGACGCCGAUUGUGAUGAAAAUGCCCCCACCGCAGCCCCCCACGUACACAUCUCCGCCGUGGGCCGUCGAUGAGCUGUUGCAAUUUUCCGAUUUCGAAUCCGGCGAUAAGAGAGAAUCAAUUGGGUUUGGAGAACUUGAAUGGAUAGGAGACAUUGGUCUGUUUGAUGAGCAAGUGCCUCAAUCUCAAGAGGCAAUGACAGCUGCUGAAGUCCCUCAACUCCCCAUUUCAACAGCAAGCAAUGCAACCUUAUACAGGCCCACCAAAUCCAUCAUGGCCCACAAGAAACCCAGGAUCGAGAUCUCAGAGGAUGAGGAGUACUUCACCGUUCCUGAUCUUGGGUGACCUGAUUUCUAUGUAUAUAUAUCUUGAGGAAUUAUGCGAUGCAUCGUUUGGUGAUCCAGACCGUUGAUAUGAUGAACCCCAUCAUGGAUGGACCAAAAACUUCAUGGAUUGGAAGAUCCUAGCCGUCAAUCUUUAGCCUUGCUCUCAUUGAAUGUAAGCCAUUGUUAUAUAUUUUCUCUCCUAGCUGUGGCAACAUCGACCAUGAUCGAAAUUUUUUAGUACAAUCACAUCCAUGAUGGGGCCCAUCAGAUCAACAUUUGGACCAUCCAACAAUAGACCACACUUGUAGGACAUCCUUGAGCUGUGGAUCAUAUAAUUCUUCGAAAUCUUAUACAACAAAAACAGUAAAUUCUUAUAUUUUAUAUGCAUGGUAUAUCUAUCCCAUGUAUAGAGGUUAGUGUUUUGUAUCAUUUUAUUUUUCCUUCAUUGGUUUGCUUGUGUAUAUCUACUCACAGAUUAUUAACUGCGUGAGAUGCAUAUUGAAGUA